GACCAUUUCAAGUGGAGGCAUUGACAGAUAUGUCUUGGACCAUGUGGACCUUGGGGGCCUUGUACCUUUACCAUUUUAUACCAUUGCAGAUAGUUUCCUUUACAUUAGAAAUGAACCUGAACAACAUGCUCUGCCCUGGACCAUCUGACCCACUCUAUGGCCCAUACUACCGUCUUCUACACGGCUUCUUACAACAAUUUGUGUUUCUUAUACAUGGGAAGAUAUACACUGCUGUGUCUAAGCUAUUUUUGCCAUUCUUCACACAUGAACAAGGACAAGGAGACAAUGGACAAGUCAUUGAUAGUAUGAGAGUAGUCAUGAAAAAUGUGAAGUUAGUCAUGAAUAAUGUGAAUGCAGUGAAGGAUAAUAUGAGGGUCAUGAAAGAUAUAGCCCUUGCUGACGAAGCCAACAUGGCGGACAAUUUUAAGAAAAAAAUGUCAGUGCGGAGUGUUCAGCAAAAGUUAACGUCAUGGGAGACACAAAAAGAGCCAAGAGCAAGUCUAACAGACACACAGAGAGACGCCAUUAUGGAAUUGACAUCGCAAUCGUCCACUCGACCAAUGCCAAUUGAGUUGCCACUCCAUGAUGUUGCAGAAAUUCCCAACAAGCUGACCCAACCUUCUGCCGAUAGUGAUGUCAUCAGUAAGACACUCUCAGAACUUUCUCUCACUACAGACAAGAUCUACAAUGCCCAACAGUUCUUUACCUGGUUUGCUGAUGUUGAAGAUAGGAUGUUUCAAGAUGAAGAAGUUUCAUACAGAAAUUUCACUGACCAGUUAGCCGAGUACAGAAUGCAAUGCAAGCAAGUCUUAGAUGAAGUCUCAGUUGCAUUACAACAUUUGGAGAAUCUCCAGAAACAAUAUGUGUUUGUUUCAACCAAGACCAACACCCUUCAUGAGGCCUGCGAAGACUUGCUAAGUGAGCAGACAAAGCUUGUUAAUACAGCAGAGAGUAUUGAUAGCAAAUUGUCUUACUUCAAUGAACUUGAUAGGAUAUCAAGUAAACUGGGUUCCCCUACAUUGACAGUAACAAAUGAAGCGUUUGUUCCCAUGUUGUCGAGACUUGAUGAGUGUAUCGCAUACAUAAACCAGAAUCCUCACUAUAAAGAAUCACAAGCAUUUAUGGCCAGGUUUAAACUAUGUUUAUCAAAGGCCUUGAAUCUGGUGAAAACACAUGUGGUCCACAUUCUACAGAAUGCUACUACUCAAGUACUUCCUAAAAAGGAUGUACAGCCAGGGACUGAUAAUAAUGCUUUUACAUUGUUCUAUGGGAAAUUUCGAACCAAUGCCCCAAGGGUGAAAUCACUAAUGGAACAAAUUGAACAAAGAAUUGAGAAGAGCCCCGAAUACAGCCAGCUGUUGUCUGACUGCCAUGCAUGCUACUUCCAGCAAAGGGAGACCCUGCUGUGUCCCAGUGUAGCAUCAGCAGUUGCCGAACUUGCCUCAAAACAUGUCAGGGACCACUGUGCACUGGUGAGAAGUGGUUGUGCAUUCAUGGUGCAUGUCUGUGAGGAUGAACACCAACUCUACCAGCAGUUCUUUACAAAACCAACUUCACUAUUGGAUGAGAUGCUUGAAAAGCUGUGCAAUAUAUUGUAUGAUGUAUUCAGACCCCUUAUAAUCCACAUAAACCAUCUGGAGACACUAUCUGAACUAUGCAGUAUUCUCAAGAUUGAAAUGUUGGAGGAACAUGUGCAAAAUAAUGAUCAAGAGUUGUCGGCAUUUGAGGCUGUGUGUUCCCAGAUGCUUGAAGAUGUCCAAGAAAGACUGGUGUAUCGUACAUAUAUCUAUAUCAGAACAGAUAUUCUCAACUAUAAUCCUGCAGGUGGAGAUCUAGCAUACCCUGAGAAACUAGAAAUGAUGGAGGAAAUAGCUGAGAGUGUUAAGAAAACCAAAUCAAGCACUAGUUCUACACCAAGUCCUGGUCCUGUACAGAGGACUGACUCUGAGAUCUCCGUCACAAGCCAAGAGGUUGCCGAGAUCAACGCUGAAAAAGAGAAAUCUCCAGAAAAUGGAGUAGCGGAACCUGCAAAGUUUGUAGCAGCUCCUUCUGCUCCAGGUAUAGGUGAACCACUUGUGGGCCAAGGCAGCAACAUGUCAAUGUCUCCAGCUGAUCUACAUGGCAUGUGGUACCCCACUGUCAGAAGGACCUUGGUCUGUUUAUCAAAGCUCUACAGGUGCAUUGAUAGAACUACAUUCCAAGGGUUGUCUCAGGAAGCUUUGGCACAUUGUAUUCAGUCCUUGACCAAUGCCUCAGAGGCCAUUGUUAAAAGAAAGAAUUCUAAACUUGAUGGGCAGCUAUUCCUUGUGAAACAUUUACUAAUUUUAAGGGAACAAAUAGCACCAUUCCAUGUUGACUUUGCUGUAAGAGAAAUGUCCCUGGACUUCAGCAAGUUUAAAGAUGCUGCCUAUGGUUUAUACAGCAAGAAGUCUAAGAUGUUUAACCUUGACAGCAACAAUGCAUUGCUGCAGUUCAUAUUUGAGGGCACUCCACAAGUGAUGGAGAACUUUGUUGACUCUAAGCGUGAUGUGGAUAACCAAUUAAAAACAACAUGUGAAGAUCUGAUACACCAUGUCACUGAGUUGUUCACUGGACCACUCAGAAUCUUCAUCGAUAAGUCUACUGUGAUACUAAAAAUGAACAAAGAAAAAGGUGGAAGGAAAGUCUCAUUAAAAAACCAACCAUUUGCAAGUCCAGAAAAACUGCAUGAUACUGUAGCGGAAACCUAUCGCAACCUGAAAUCAAAGUUACCCAAAGUGCAACGCAGCAUGGGUUUAUAUCUAGCCAAUAGGGACACAGAGUAUAUUCUCUUUAAACCAAUCAAGAUGAAUGUACAACAAAUCUUCCAAAGUUUACACCAGAUGUUGCAGGAGAAUUACUCAGAGGAGGACAUGCAGAUUGUAGCUACACCUGCAAUGGAACAAGUUAACUUGCUGCUAACCACACGACCUACUUCAACUCGGCCUAGUGUAUCCUGAUUCCUGAAUAUAUCAUCUACCUAGGCCUAAUGUUUUUUUAACAUUCUUAUUUACCUCGGCCUAAUGUAUCUUGAACUUUCUUGUUUCUUUGAUCAACGAAACAGAAUCCAUAUAGAAUUGUUGAAACAUGCUGUCAUUUACUGUCAGUGGUCUUAUUUCUUUUUUAUCUAAAAUUUUUUAUUUUAAGAUUGCCAAGAAGCAUUAUCAAGGGUCUUACUGGUCUUAUUUCUGUGGUUGAAGUACUGACAGAUUGAUUUAAAUCAUUUCUGAUCGACUUUGCCUUACUUAGUGAUUACAUA
Owenia fusiformis is the source of this 3277-nucleotide messenger RNA. NCBI's taxonomy places the organism in Eukaryota, Metazoa, Annelida, Polychaeta, Sabellida, Oweniidae. The record is from the annotation of a GenBank genome assembly.